AUGCGCGCUGGCGAGAGGGAACCAGCCCCAGUCCUGCAGGCAGGCCUCCCUCAAGGAGCCCCCAGGUGCAAGGUCAGCACCCCCAUCUUGCAGAGGGAUCUACAGCCCCCAGCACUACCCGCCAAGUCAGCAGAGAUGGUGCCGGUGACGCCCACGGAGGGGCCCUCGACGGGCAGCUCUCCUCCAGUCUCUCGGGAGCCCACUCCUGGGAGCGGCUGGCGGGACACAGGGGGCGGCCAGGUGGCUCGGCGGCUCCUCCAGCCCGCCCCGCGCACGAGGCGCCGCCCAGACACCUGCACCGGGAAGCGCGCUGGGGCCUCGCCCACGCCGCCCGGGGCCGGAGCCCUAAAUGCGCCUCGAUGGAGGCUGCCGCGAACACCGCCGCCGAGCAUGGGGAACAGGGGGCCCGCCUCGAACCCGGCCGCGGGGACUCGAACCCGCGGGGCGACGCGAGGCUCGCGGCUCCCUGGGGGAGAGCCCCAGCGGCUUCUAGGACCCAGGGGAGCGGCCGAGCACCGCGCCGCUCUGGCCAAUGGGCUCGGAGAUGCCGCGGCCGCGGCGGUGGAGCUCGGGCCCGCCCCGCCCGCCAACCCCGCCGCCGCCGCCGCCGCCCGGCCACCGCAGGCGCUGCGGAGGCGCGGGACUCGCGGCGCCGCCAGGCGCCUCUUCUUCCUCAACAACAUCUCCCUGGACGGGCGGGCUCCAGCUGCGGCCGGGAGAGAGAGCCCCGCGCGCGCCGCCGAGGCCGCGAGCCGCCCGCGCGCGCCGCAGCCGCCCGCCAGGGCCCCCGCGCCCCCGGGCCUGCUCAGCCCCACGCAGGCGCCGGCCGGCCUCGGCCUGGACGGGCAGCGCCAGAGGAGGCGAGUCACCUCCCAGCGCUGCUCCCUCGAGUUUCUGGAAGAUGCGGUGGGAUGCGCCUCAGUACAGAGAACCAAACACACCUCCGGGUCCCCAAGACACAAAGGCCUGAAGAAGACGCACUUCAUCAAGAACAUGCGGCAGUACGACACCAGGAACAGCAGGAUCGUGCUCAUCUGUGCCAAGCGAUCGCUGUGUGCGGCCUUCUCGGUCCUGCCCUACGGAGAGGGCCUGCGGAUCAGCGACCUGAGGCUGGACGUCCAGAAGCAGCGGCACCCGUCUGGCGGCACUUCCGUUUCCCCCGAGAUGGUCUUUGAGUUGGAAGGCGUUGAGCUGGGAGCGGAUGGCAAGGUCGUGUCUUACGCAAAGUUCCUGUACCCGACCAACGCCCUGGUUGCACACAAGAGUGACGGCCACGGACCACCGCCCCCCCCUCGGCCCAGCGUCUCCCGGGCUCUGCCGGGCUCCAGACACAAACCUGUCCCCGCCAAGUCGGCGCCAGCAGGCACAGAGCUAGGGAGCGAUGUGGGGGACGCCCCGGAGUACAACCCCGACCUCCUGGACGACCCGCAGUGGCCCUGCGGCAAGCACAAGCGGGUCCUUAUCUUCGCGUCGUACAUGACCACGGUGAUAGAAUACGUGAAGCCCUCAGACCUCAAGAAGGACAUGAACGAGACCUUCAGAGAGAAGUUCCCGCACAUCAAACUGACGCUGAGCAAGAUCAGGAGUUUAAAGCGGGAGAUGCGGAACCUCUCCGAGGAGUGCAGCCUGGAGCCCGUGACCGUGUCAAUGGCCUACGUGUACUUCGAGAAGCUGGUCCUGCAGGGCAAGCUGCACAAGCAGAACCGCAAGCUGUGCGCCGGGGCCUGCGUGCUGCUGGCCGCCAAGAUCAGCAGCGACCUCCGCAGGAAUGAAGUGAAGCAGCUCAUCGACAAGUUAGAAGAAAGAUUUCGAUUCAACAGGCGAGACCUGAUUGCUGUGAGCUAG
Molecule: messenger RNA, 1845 nt
Organism: Microcebus murinus (gray mouse lemur)
Lineage: Eukaryota; Metazoa; Chordata; Mammalia; Primates; Cheirogaleidae
Gene: CABLES2
Product: Cdk5 and Abl enzyme substrate 2
Biological process (GO): regulation of cell cycle
Source: RefSeq, a predicted model, not a curated record